Messenger RNA from Helicoverpa armigera (cotton bollworm), 1852 nucleotides. It is a transcript of the gene GMF, whose product is annotated as glia maturation factor beta. The transcript has 4 exons. Gene Ontology annotation, cellular component: actin cortical patch. Bases 105 to 530 code for a protein of 141 amino acids. NCBI's taxonomy places the organism in Eukaryota, Metazoa, Arthropoda, Insecta, Lepidoptera, Noctuidae. Gene Ontology annotation, molecular function: actin binding; Arp2/3 complex binding. Gene Ontology annotation, biological process: actin filament debranching; negative regulation of Arp2/3 complex-mediated actin nucleation. The record is from RefSeq and is a predicted model, not a curated record.
AUUGUCAAGGGCGUUGACGUCACUUGUCAGAUUGUCGACGUAAACAAACGACGGCAAUUUCCGCUAUUUAUUGUUUAUUUUUAAAUUAAAUUCAAAUAAUAAACAUGUCAUCUCACAACGUGAACGUUUGCGACAUCACCGACGACGUCAAGGAGGUGUUGAAGAAGUUCCGAUUUCAGAAACACACGACUAAUUCUGCGCUGAUACUGAAGGUGAACAGAGAGAAGCAGACGCUGGAGGUGGACGAGGAGUUGGAGAAUGUGGAACUUGAGGAUCUGCAGGACACGCUGCCUUCGCAUCAGCCACGCUUCAUUGUGUACAGUUACAAGUUGGAGCACGACGACGGGCGCGUGUCGUUCCCGAUGUGCUUCAUCUUCUACACGCCGCGGGACGCGCACAUGGAGCUGCAGGUAAUGUACGCGGGCACGCAGCGGGCGCUGGCGGCCGCAGUAGGAGCCCCUCGUCUACUAGAAGUGCGGGAGAUCGACGAGCUCACCGCCGACUGGCUGCAGGAGAAACUCAAGAAAUAAACACAAGUGCACACGAAAUUACACCUUAUGUCCUUGUGGUGGUGAGUCAAAGUCGUAUGCAGAUGUUUUUUGGUAUACAGUAAGUAAUCAUUUGCUGAAUUUUGAGUCAACUUUUUUUAUGUACAAUCGGCAGCAUAAUUCUGUGGAACACAAUAAAAAUUAUACAAUUUUUUAAACUGUAAAAUCUGUGUUCAUCGACUUCAGUAAUUCUCUGCUGUUCAAAUUAUUUGUUGAUCAGUCGUUAAAGUGGUAAUUUUAGUUUUUUUUUUGUGUAUUCAUGGAAUUUUGUUACUGAUAGUACUAAGUAAUAGUAAUUUUGAUAAUAAAACUUGAUUUAACUGUCCAUAUUUUUGUCUCUUUCUAUCAAGUCAAAAAUGCUAUUUAAGAGAAAGGGACCUUCAUUUGAGAAUAAUAUAAGAUUUUAUUAAUAAGGGAUGUAUGUUUUAUAUUAAAUAUCAAUGUGAGUCCUCGUAGCAUUCCUAAAACUAAAUGUAUUAUUAUAUUAUAAUCAAACUGCCAUUUUGUGUAGUGAUUAAAGCCAAUUUUCACCAUUAUUCGCUAAAUUAAAUUAUAUCUAUACUCCAUUUGAUUAGGCACUACUAAAGGUAAACAUUCUUGAUAGGACGUUACACAAAUACAUAUUAAACAAAUAUAUAGUUAUCGGCACGGAUAUUGAGCUCUUGGCGGAAGAGUGGGGAUCGCUUUGCGCACUGUACACUUAAGGCAAUAAACCAAUAAAUCACUUCUGUGCAGGUGAAGGUCAGGGCUCAAUAUCCUGCCGAUGAUUAUACUACUGCUUAAAAUAAUGAUUCACUUUAUUAAGUAAGUAUGUCUCUACCAGACCUCGGGACUAGAGAUACCCGAAUUUUUGGGAGGCGAACGUUGUGCCGAAGCCAACACGCUGAAGCCCUUUUGAGACAACUUUAAUGAAAUGGUGACACAAAACCGACGAUUAUCCCUGUAUACACUAUAGAAAUGUACCCAAGGACAAUCCCCGGUUCUGUGCUAAACUAUUGCUAACUAUGGGCAAUUAUAACUAUGGAUGAAAACUACUUGGGCUAUUGUGAUGGGAAGACUAAGUAAGCAUUAUUAUUGUAUUUACGUUUUUUAUUUUACAACUGAGUUUUUAUCAAAAAGUCUUAUCAAUACUGUUUAUCUUUAGUUAAGUGUCUUCUCAAAUGUAUAGUUUUUCCUCGUUUAAGUUAAUUUGAUCUUGUUCAGAUUUCAUCAUGACAAGACUGUCUUGCCAUAUAACUGAAGAGUGUUUGACUAUUUCCAAUAAUAUUCAUAUUUAAAUGUUAGUCAAAUACUCUAUUUUUUUU